GAACAAAAUCCAAGAAAACGAGCGGCCGAGGGCUACGACUUGGAGGGAAAGUCUUUCAGUUUGCUUCUCCCGCUCUUCGUGGCAGGCAAGGAGCUCCGGGCGAGCUUCGGUCCUCCUUCGGAGCCAAGUCUCAGCGCCUGACGAACUUGGGGGCAAGGUCGGCACGGGCCAGUCGAGGCUGGUCCUUCAGGAUGCUCUUGAUGAGAUGCUCCAUAUUCUACCUUUUCCUUCUGCUACCACUCAGCUCCUGGAUGCAGAAACUACCUACUAGAGAUGAAGAACUUUUUCAGAUGCAGAUCCAGGACAAAACUUUUUUCCAUGAUUCUUCAGUACUUCCUGAUGGAGCAGAGAUCAGUAGUUAUCUCUUCAGAGGAACACCCAAACGGUUUUUUUUUGUGGUAGAGGAAGAUAAUACACCAUUUGCAGUUACAGUGACUCCUUGUGACACACCUUUGGAAUGGAAACUGAGUUUGCAAGACCUCCCUGAAGAGUCAAGUGGAGAGGGCUCAGGUGACCCAGAGUCACUUGAACAACAGAAUCAGCAGAUUAUUAGUGAAGAAGGCACAGAGCUGUUUUCAUAUAGAGGAAACGAUGUUGAGUAUUUUGUAUCCUCUACUUCACCUUCUGGGUUAUACCAGUUAGAACUCUGGUCAACAGAAAAGGAUACACACUUUAAAGUCUAUGCUAGUACAACUCCAGAGUCAGAUCAACCAUAUCCUGAACUACCUUAUGAUCCAAGAGUUGAUGUCACUUCUCUUGGUCGUACAACUGUCAGUUUGGCAUGGAAACCUAGCCCUACAGCUUCAGUAUUGAAACAGCCAAUACAAUAUUGUGUAGUUAUUAAUAAAGAACACAAUUUCAAAAGUUUCUGUGCUGUUGAGACUAAACAGAGUGCUGAUGAUACAUUUAUGAAGGCUCCUAAACCUGGUCUGGAUUUUAGCCCUUUUGAUUUUGCCCAUUUUGGAUUUUCUUCCAACAGUAACUCUGGGAAAGUAAGCAGCUUCUUAAAAUCAACACCAAAGCUUUAUUCAAAACUUUAUUCAAAGCCUAAAUUUGAUCUGGAAAAGAUAUGCAUUGGAAACAAGAAUAUAUUUACUGUAUCUGAACUGAAACCUGGUACACAGUACUAUUUUGAUAUAUUUGCUGUAAAUGUCAAUACAAAUAUGAGUACUGCCUACGUUGGUACUUUUGCAAGAACUAAAGAAGAGGCCAAACAGAAGACAGUUGAUUUAAAAGAUGGGAAGGUUACAGAUGUGUUUGUUAAGAGAAAAGGCACCAAGUUUUUGCGGUUUGCUCCUGUUUCAUCACAUCAAAAAGUUACAUUUUUUGUUCACUCAUGUCUUAAUGCCAUACAAAUGCAAAUCAAAAGAGACAGAAAACUUCUGUUGUCUCCAAAUGUUGAGGGCGUCCAGCAGUUUCAGCUUAGGGGAAAGCCAAAAGCCAAAUACCUCAUUCGACUGAAAGGAAAUAAGAAGGGAGCUUCCAUACUGAAGUUUUUGGCCACCACAAGACCCAAUAAGCAGUCAUUUCCAUCUCUUCCUGAAGAUACAAGAAUUAAAGCCUUUGAUAAACUUCGCACAUGUUCCUCAGUCACAGUGGCAUGGUUAGGUACACAAGAAAGAAACAAGUUUUGCAUCUACAAGAAAGAAGUAGAUGAUGAUUAUAAUGAGGAGAAAAAGAAAAGAGAACAAAAUCAAUGUCUGGGACCAGACUUGAGAAAAAAAUCAGAAAAAGUCCUCUGUAAAUAUUUUCACAGUCAAAACCUACAAAAAGCAGUUACCACAGAGACAAUUAAAAGUCUAAAGCCGGGCAAAUCCUACCUUCUGGAUGUUUAUGUCAUAGGACAUGGUGGGUACUCUGUCAAAUAUCAAAGCAAAUUGGUGAAAACAAGAAAAUUGUGUUAGGAAUCUUUUACAUAAAAAUCAGCAGAACAUUAUUGGAUUGACUAACUACUUAUACAGAAUAGAAGUUGUAAACUGUAUUGAUAUUAUGUAUAGGAAAUAUUAACAUCUAUAUUUAUGUUUACAGAAGUAAUUAAAAAAGACUCAGAUUAGUGCUCUUCGUUGGUAUCUGACGAUUGCAUUAUCAUGCAUCUGGUGGUCUAUGUUUGAUGAUCAGUAAAUAAUGAAGAUAGCAGGGAAUAUUGAAGAACCUGCCCUUUUUGGCUUCCAUAUUGCAUGAAGUGCUUCUAAAUUAUUUUAUCAUAUCAAAGGCUAACACAAAUCAUUCAGUAGGAUAUUAAUCAUAGGCAAAGACAAGAACCAAAACUUCCAUCCAAUCUCUUUUCAUAGAUUACGGUUUAUGUAAAUUAUUUUUAUUGUCUUGUUUAAUAUAUCUAGGUUUCUAUGUUGUAAACUAUGAAAAAUCUUUUCUUGUUAAAAGCAUAGAUCUAAAUUAAAUAUUAACUGGGGUUUCCAGUUUUAUUGUUAAUAUAAAUUCCUAUUUGCUUAAUUUUAAAUGCUUUAAAAGUUUAUGUAUUUCAUGUUCAAAAUUGUCAGUCAUUAUAUUCCUGUACAUAAAAUUAAAAUAUUAUA
Protobothrops mucrosquamatus (brown spotted pit viper) is the source of this 2534-nucleotide messenger RNA. It is a transcript of the gene NDNF, whose product is annotated as neuron derived neurotrophic factor. The record is from RefSeq and is a predicted model, not a curated record. Bases 192 to 1904 code for a protein of 570 amino acids. Gene Ontology annotation, molecular function: protein binding. NCBI's taxonomy places the organism in Eukaryota, Metazoa, Chordata, Lepidosauria, Squamata, Viperidae. Gene Ontology annotation, biological process: extracellular matrix organization. The transcript has 4 exons.